ACACAAGUCAAUGUAAUAUGUUUUAUAAAGAAAUUAGUGUCUUUAGCGAGUUAAAAACUACAAAUAUACAUUAAAAAAAGAAAAAUGAAAAAAGUGAUUUUAUUUGUAAUUCUCGUCAGCUCUUUUCAAGCUUCGUUAACUAAAGAAAGUGACAGAAAUGGUAUUCUAUUGAAAUUAGAAACGAUACAAGACGAGAUAAAAAAUGCAAUAACUGAUUUAAAAUCAUUCGAGAUAAUUGAAUUUGAAAAAAUCUAUCAAUUAUUUGGACAACAUGAUUUGAAUUUGACGAGAAGUUUUCGAAAUAUCAAAAAAAUGAUUUACUCCGAAAUUAAAAUCGAAUAUAAAAAAUUGAAUGCAGUGAAUGAAAAUUCAACUGAUUGUUAUAAAAUUGCUCAACGCAAUAUGAACGAUAUUUAUGAAAAUAAAACCGAAUUGCUGGGAAUGUGUGAAUUCAAAUCAUUUUUCCUUAAUUUCAGUCCAAUUAUGACUCAUGUCAAUUUUACAUUACAGGUGUGUGAAAAUUUAUUAAUGAGAUUCGAUUCAAUGCAAGAAGAACGUAUUGUAGUUAUUAAAGAUUCAUCACUAGAAAUGGCGUAUUUGAAGAGCAGUUUAUCUGGAAUUGAAAUUUUAGCAAAUAAUUGCAGAAAUCUUAUUCGAGAUGUGAAGAAAAUGGUUCUUGAUUUAUCGGAAAAAGCUGUUUUCAAUAUUCAAAAUUGUGCUGAAUCCUUGGAGAAAUCAUUACUCGACGAAUCAAAAAGAAUAAAGGAAGAUUUUCAAUUUUGUAUAAAAAAAUAAUUAGAAAAUUUAUCAAAAAAUGAAAAUACUGUUUGAAAAAUAAUAAAUUAUUAUAAUAAAAUAAUUAAUAUAAUAAAUAAUUAAUUAUAAUAAAAUAAGAAAUUAUUAAACAUACAUUAACAUAAAUUUUUUAUUUUUCAAAAAUAUGAAUUUAAAUUGUAUACUUUCAAUAUAUAUUCAUGGGAAUAGAACUAUGAAGCACGUGUAUCAAAUUUAUGAAAAUAAAUGAUAAUUACAAUCAA
Leptopilina heterotoma is the source of this 1037-nucleotide messenger RNA. RefSeq lists its product as uncharacterized. Bases 85 to 795 code for a protein of 236 amino acids. The transcript has 4 exons. NCBI's taxonomy places the organism in Eukaryota, Metazoa, Arthropoda, Insecta, Hymenoptera, Figitidae. The record is from RefSeq and is a predicted model, not a curated record.